UUAAAUUCGCCAUCAUCGGUAAACGUGGUAUGAGAAGGUCACUUUGAAAAUAUUCAUUUUUACGGGAUCUUUUCUCCCCAUAUAAAUCAUAAUUACGAAGAGGACUUUUUUUUCAUUUCCGCGAUCUGGGAGGGCCACGAUUUUGAAAUGCCCCGCUGUUGUUAUGAAAUAUUGGGGGUCGAAAGAGACGCAAGUGAUGCUGAGAUAAAGAAAUCUUACAGAAGACUUGCUCUCAAAUGGCACCCAGAUAAAAAUACUGACAACUCCGAGGAAAGUACUCGAGUAUUCACAGAGAUCCAACAAGCUUAUGAAGUGCUUAUAGACCCACAAGAGCGAGCAUGGUAUGAUAAACAUCGCGAACAAAUCAUUAGAGGAGGAGAUGACUAUGUAGACAACAGUAUCAAUUUGAUGAAGUAUUUCAGUGCCAGUGUGUAUUGCGGUUUUGGAGACGACGCACAAGGAUUUUAUGCGGUUUAUGCCAAUGUUUUCGAAAUUAUUACUAAAGAAGAUGCUGAAUUUUCGGAUGGUCAAGAUCUGGAGGUACCUGAGUUUGGAACAUCCACGAGUGAUUAUGAAGAAGUUGUUCAACCUUUUUACGCUCACUGGCAGAGCUACUCGACUCUGAAAUCUUAUGUAUGGUUAGAGAAAUACGACCUCAGAGAAGCACCCAAUCGAAGGGUUCAAAGAUUGAUGGAAAAAGACAACAAGAAAAUCCGAGAUGCCGUAAAAAAAGAGAGAAAUGAAGAAGUUCGCGCAUUGGUAAAAUUCGUUCGUAAAAGGGACAAGCGUGUCAAAGCAUAUCUUGAGUUACUAAAGGAAAAAGACGAGGAAAGGCAACGAAUUACAAAACAAAAACGUCUGGAAGCCUUGCGAGAAAGGGAGAAGAUGUUUGAAGCGUACAAAGAAGAAAGCUGGGCCUCUUUGUCCGGACUGGAGGAGGACUUGGUCCAAAUGAAUGUUCAUCUUGACAGUGAAUUCGGCAGAGAUAAUGACAUCAAUGAGAGCCAAUCAGAUGAAGAGGAAGUGCAACAAUAUUAUUGUGUGGCUUGUGAUAAAGCAUUUAAAACAGAGAAGGCGUUAGUUAACCACGAGAAGUCGCGGAAACACAAAGACAAAGUCGCUGCAAUCAAACGAGAAAUGGCCGACAGUGAAGAUAUAGAUGAACUUGCGUUACACAAUGGAGAAAAUGGCGUAAAUGAAGAUUACGAUGCCAGAACAGAGUCAGAGUAUUUGAGUAAGAGACAACACAGUGUCGACGAAACUUGCGCAGAUUUUGUGAGUGUUGGAGAAUUAAAUCUGAUGGACUCCGUAGAUCUGUCUACUAUGAGAAUUAAAGGUAACAACCGGUACAAAGUAAAGGUGUUGCACGAGAGGAAACGAGCUCUAUCAGGAAUCGGAGAGGGAGAUUUGGAAAGGGGAGAUGAAGAGAAGGAAGCCGCCAACGAAGAGAGCAAUAGAAUGGAAGCAAAAUCAGAUGAACGAGAGGUGGAGGAAACUACAGGCAAUGAAAAGAGCGAGGAAAACGUACAUGAAGACGAUAGUACGCAAAAUUUGUCAAACGAAAACAGGAUAACAACAAGUGAUAUUGAUAAUAAAGAAACGGAAGACUGUAAAGAGAACUUGGAAUCACAAGAGUCUGAGGGCGAUAGACAGACGACUGGUGCCGUUACAGAGAAAAGAAAGCCUAAAGAAGGUAAUAAAAAAUCGCCACAAGCGAGUAAAGAGCCAGCAGCAAAUUCUUUCAAGUGCAACGUCUGCCAAGAUUCAUUUCCGACAAGAAAUAAAAUGUUCCAACACAUUAAGGAGCUUGGACAUGCACUGAACGUGGACAAAAAUCGUGAAGCGGGUGAGUCGCAACGCCAAGCCAAGAAGAAAGGCAAGAAGAAACGUUAAGCUUAAAAUAUUAACUUUAUAAUUUCGAAGUAUGCCACUUAAAAGCAGUUAUUAUUUACAUAUUUUGGUGACACGGGUUCUUGACGAUUUUACUUUCCGAGGUUGAAUGCUUUCCGAGGUUGAAUGCGUUCCGACCCGUAAAGUAUGCAGAACUCGAGCCGAAUCAAGCGAGGUUAUUUUUGUCUUUGUUAAGUCGUAAAACUAUGCAGGUGUAUUUGGUUUAAUUGACAUGUAUCGCCCUCAAGGUGCUUUUCUCCACAAUAUUCUGUCUCCAGAGCUAACUUGUUCAAAUAAGGCAAUGUUUAUUUACAGAUUUGAGUUGCUAAUGGCGCUAAUCAUGUUACGCAAGACACAUCUACUAUGAUGCCUUAUAACGCAAACCACUAUUAUAAAUAACAAAUAUUAACGCAAACCACUAUUAUAAAUAACAAAUAUCGGACUGAUCUCCUACCUUGGAAGGUAUCAAAUUACCUCUUGGACUAACUGCAAUAUGUUGCAGAAAUAUUUUAAUCACCCAAAUUGUAAGAAAAUAUGCAUAUUAUACGAAUAAAUUAUUCAGAGUAUUAAAUAGUA
Molecule: messenger RNA, 2466 nt
Organism: Pocillopora verrucosa
Lineage: Eukaryota; Metazoa; Cnidaria; Anthozoa; Scleractinia; Pocilloporidae
Product: dnaJ homolog subfamily C member 21-like
Cellular component (GO): cytoplasm
Molecular function (GO): nucleic acid binding; zinc ion binding
Source: RefSeq, a predicted model, not a curated record